CUCCCCAGAAGGACACUUCCCUUUGACGCCUCAGCUCAUCUGAAUCUACCGGACGAGUCAAACCAUUACGAGUUGUAGACAAAAAUGGAUACUUUGUUUUUCCUUAUAUUUAUACUUUUUCGAUGUACUUCGUCAAACAGUUUCCUUAUUGUGCACACCCCAAAGAAACUGUGCCUGUCUACCCACAAAUCGACCGUUAUCCUUGGAAAAUGCAAUGUCGCCAGUCCCUAUCAACAAUGGGAAUGGACGAACGAUAUGAAGUUGCAUCACACGCAGUCGUCGAAGUGUCUCUGGGCCAACACGAGCAGUGCGAUACCUCUGCACGCUCGCCUGGCCUCAAUCAUCAACUGUGACAGCGCACAUGCCUGGAAAUGUUACGACAAACAGGGGACUUUCGGCUUAGCGGAGGAGCCCAUGUACCUGAAGAAACAAGGUACACGCGUUGUGAUUAGAGGAGAUCCGAGGUAUUCCAACUGGACAAAGCACGAAGAAGUCGACUCUGGAGGAGGACAGGUGAUGACACAUUUAUGCUCGCGUAAAGGGUCCACCACCAUCUCAACCACCAGAAUGUAUUCAUCCACGCACAAACCGGUGGCAUACACCAGCACUGUCCACGCCAUCCGAACGGCCCCUGUAACAGCCAUAAACACUCACUCUUCAUCAAACGCUAUGAGCACCCAUAGGAGGACCACCCGUCAGAUCUCUACGUUAAGAGUUCCCAUCACAACGCCCAACAAUGCGGUGACCUAUGAGUCUAUGGUGGCAACGCACACUUAUGACCUCGUCAAGACUCAGACGAUGGGUAUCAUUCCCGGGUCCGUCUCAACGGUCAUCACGGCAUCUGAGACAGCUCUCAACGACAGCCAUGAUUUUAUCUGGUCCAGUCCUGCUUUGUCCACAACUGACUCUGCCAUGGACGAAACGGUGAACGCUGCCACCGAAAAUGCCCUCCUCGACUCGAGGAACGGAGCCAAGAUUCCAUCAGUAAACCGAGCAACUUCCAGUUCCACACCCCCUAAUGUAGAUGAGCUGGUGUCAACUGCCUCUACCACUACUGUGGUUUCCUCUACAAUUUCCUCAGUGCCCAACUCAAGUGCUAUGACUGAUUCACCAUCCACUUCUGCAUCCGUAGUCGUUACCUCUGAUGCUAAAGUCCCAACUUCUGUUGCUUUAACUACCCCUACCCCUGAUUCCAUCUCUAAUUCUUCUGCUACCACCACACCUACCGAUACCACAACAUUGUCCACAACUAGGAAAGUACCCCCCAGAAAGACUGUCGUUCCAUCUACAACCAAAACCACAACAAUGCAGAUUACAACAACCGCUGCCCCUCCUACUCCUACUACUUCUGCUGUCGGCCAAACCACUAUGACUACAUCAAAUCCCAUUAUAAAAGUAGCCUCACCCACAACCGCCAUAGCCUCACCCACAAUAACUUCCACUCUGCCCACAACCUCCUCAGCUCCACCAACAACAUCUUCAACUUUGCCCAUAAUCUCUUCAACUUCACCCACAACCCCUCCAAUAACAUCUACAAAUGCCCCACCCAUGACCACUACAAUGCCUCCCACAACUACAACAAACCUGCCCACAACUACCAAGACUUUGGCCACAACUACCGUAACCACAACUACUGCAACCACAUCCACAACUACCGCAACCACACCCACAACUACCGCAACCACACCCACAACUCCAGCAACCACACCAACCACACACACAACUACCACACCCACAACUACUACAACCACACCCACAACUACCACACCCACAACUACUACAACCACACCCACAACUACCGUAACCACAACUACUGCAACCACACACACAACUACUGCAACCACACCCACAACUACUACACACCCACAACUACUACAACCACACCCACAACUACUACAACUACACCCCUAA
This is a messenger RNA of Oncorhynchus keta (chum salmon), 1911 nucleotides long. Its product is annotated as mucin-5AC-like. The transcript has 3 exons. The coding region runs from base 85 to 1911 and encodes 608 amino acids. The record is from RefSeq and is a predicted model, not a curated record. NCBI's taxonomy places the organism in Eukaryota, Metazoa, Chordata, Actinopteri, Salmoniformes, Salmonidae.